AAUCGCACUAUUUUUGAGUAAGCAAAGUCCAAAACUAAUAAGCAUAAUAGUGCAUGGCAGCAUGCAAUCAAAGGAAAAGAAAAACAAUGUGAGAGGAAAAUGUAGGCGGGUGAAAUACUUUACAAAUAGCUAAUCAAUGAUAUUGUUCAUACAACCAUGUAACUUCUACACAAGCUAAACUAUCUAUUUUGCACCAAAAAAAAAAACAAAAAACAAAUUUAAACCAGAGAUUAAGACCCUGUUUGGUAGCAUUUAUCAAGUUCUGAAAUUUUUGACAACAAGUUUUCCUUAAAAAUGGAAUAAACAGAGACACAUUCACAUAUUUGAGAAGCCAAACCAUCCAAAUCCAGAAAUUAUAACCUUUGCUCAAACAGGCUUCAAGUCUCUGAAGUAAUUCUCAAAGCCUUGUUCUUGAACCUAUACCUAGGAGCUCUGGGAAUGACCUGGCUCGGCCCGAAAUGAAACUGACCCGGGCCGUCAGUCAUGGGCGGGCCGUCGUCGUAGACAUGGCCGACGAGCAUCCCGCAGCCAACGCACUUGAUCCUGGUCCGCUUCCUCUGGAUGCCCCAGUAAUCCAGGGUCUCGAAGAAGGGUUUGAUCUUAUCCUCCUUCUCGAAGCUGAAUUUGGACGGAUCGACGGCGGAGAAGGAGAGGGUGCCUUUGUUUCCGGCCUCAAAGUAGAAAUCCGGUGGGAAGAGCUGAGCUGUGUGGAGGUUGAGAUUGGUUUCGCACUCUUUGCAGCAGUAGAUGGACGCCAUGGACGGUGGUGAGGGUUGAUUCGGGAGCGCCAAUUUGGGGUUUUAUUAUGCAGAGAAGACGAGAGAGAAUGUGGGUUUCGGGUCAACCGUUUAGAAUCGGAACUCCAAAGCCGUGUUUUCGCGAAGCGCUG
Molecule: messenger RNA, 889 nt
Organism: Cuscuta epithymum
Lineage: Eukaryota; Viridiplantae; Streptophyta; Magnoliopsida; Solanales; Convolvulaceae
Source: the annotation of a GenBank genome assembly